Molecule: messenger RNA, 1650 nt
Organism: Babesia ovata
Lineage: Eukaryota; Apicomplexa; Aconoidasida; Piroplasmida; Babesiidae
Product: WD G-beta repeat containing protein
Exons: 3
Coding region: 1-1650 (549 amino acids)
Molecular function (GO): protein binding
Source: RefSeq, a predicted model, not a curated record
AUGACGACCUCCGGAGACACUUCCGUCUGGGAAGGGUUCCCUAAAUCGCAACUGCUGCGUACCGUGAUGCAGCUCCUACUGGACAUGGGCUACAGCGACACAGUGAAGACACUGGAACGUGAGUCUUCCUGCACGUACCAGUGUCCUCGCGUGACCGAGCUGGAGGAAGCAGUUCGCGCCGGCAACAUGAAAUCUGCGCGCAACAUUCUAUCGCAGUUGAAGCUACCACCGGAAAUCCGGAUGGCGUGCUCUUUCUUGUGUUCGCAGCAGGACUUCGCAAUGGCACUCCACCGCCAAGAUUUCGACGAGGCAUUACGAGUGUUGCGUGACGACCUCUGCCCCUCGGCGUUUGACGAGGAUACCCAGCGCCGCGUUCAGACAUGCGCCAGUCUGCUCGCCUACCCAUCCCCCGAAGAGGCUUUACGUUCGGAGAUUCGCUGGGAAGCCUCGAAUUCACUUGGAGACCUCUGGAUGAGGUUACAGCACCUGAUAUCGCCUGAGCUCUGCGUGCCUCCUAAUCGACUUCUGACGCUUCUGCGCCAAGCUGUGGAGUUGCAGGAGCUAUACUGCCCUCACCAUGCGAUCUCGGUAGAUGACCCCGCACCACCGUCGCUCUACGAAGACCACGCGUGCGUCGAGGUGGCGCCCCCUUCCCAGUGCAUCACCCGACUGGAGGGCCACACCGACGAGGUGUGGGACGUCGCGCUGUCCCCUAACGGGCGUUACAUCCUCACCGGCGGCAAGGACGAAAGCGUGAUCCUUUGGAAUGCCAGCGAACCAUUCGAACGCAUCCAUCAAUGGAACGACCACCAGGCUGUCGUCAAUGGCGUAUGCUGGUCGUCGGACUCCGAGCUGUGCGCAUCGAUCGACAAGGACGGUGUUAUCCUCCUCUGGUCCCCGCAAUACGCGUGGUGCAUCGGCGGUGUAGAACCCUCAGACGGCGUACAACAAUGCGCAUGCUGGAUCCCUGGCCGGCACGCCUUUCUGGCAUCCAGCGUUGAAAGGCAGGUGGUCCUCUACGAGGUGGAGAAACCCUCCACCACUGCUUCCGCGUCAACGGCAGAUUCAUGCGCAUCCGGAGAGUCAAGUAUGGAGUCAUCGGAUUCCACGGAAUUGCGGUAUACUGUUAGGGCUGCGCGUCGCUGCCGAGUCGAUUGCCGCAUUCGCACCAUCGCCGUCAACAAGGACGGAACCCUGGCGAUCGGCGCCUCGCCCGAUCGCCUCACCCACAUUAUCGACAUUUCGACGUUGCGCGAGUUGCCCCCGUUGCCCGAGCACGCCAACGUCACCGUGGUGGUCUGCAGCGCGCUGUACAACCAGGUGCUGCUGAGCGUGGCGGGGCGCUAUCCGGUCAUGCGCCUGUGGGACAUCGACGAGCGCCGCGUGAUACAGACGUACCGGGGUCAUCGGGAAGACCGUUUCAUCCUGAGGUGCGCCUUCGGCGGCCCCGACGAGCGCUUCGUCGUCAACGGCAGCGAGGACGCACAGAUCUACAUUUGGAACAAGCUCUUCGGCACACUGGUUGCCGUGUUGCAGGCGCACUCGUCUACGGUGAACGCCAUAGCGUGGAGCACGCGCCCAGGCGGCUAUCUGUUCAGCGUCUCGGACGACCACACGGUGGCCGUGUGGAACCCACUGCCUAAGAUAUAG